Messenger RNA from Nestor notabilis (Kea), 656 nucleotides. Its product is annotated as LIM/homeobox protein LMX-1.2-like. Gene Ontology annotation, cellular component: nucleus. The transcript has 4 exons. Gene Ontology annotation, molecular function: DNA-binding transcription factor activity, RNA polymerase II-specific; RNA polymerase II transcription regulatory region sequence-specific DNA binding. The record is from RefSeq and is a predicted model, not a curated record. Gene Ontology annotation, biological process: neuron differentiation; regulation of transcription by RNA polymerase II. Lineage: Eukaryota; Metazoa; Chordata; Aves; Psittaciformes; Psittacidae. The annotation marks the transcript as partial.
GUCCUGACUCCAAGAUGCGGGAGGUGUGUGCAGGGUGCGACACCCCCAUCUCGGACCGGUUCCUGCUCCGUGUCAACGAGCGCUCGUGGCACGAGGCCUGUGUGAAAUGCGCCGUGUGCCUGCAGCCGCUGGCCGGGACCUGCUACUGCCGCAACCGGCAGCUCUACUGCAAGCACGACUACGAGAAGCUGUUCCAGACCAAGUGCAGCAGCUGCCUGAAGGCGAUCGCCCCCUCCGAGCUCAUCAUGAGGGUGCUGGAGAACGUCUACCACGUGCACUGCUUCUACUGCUGCGAGUGCGAGCGGCGCCUGCAGCGCGGGGACGAGUUCGUGCUCAAGGAGGGGCAGCUCCUGUGCCGCAGCGACUACGAGAAGGAGAAGGAGAUGCUGAGCGCUAUCAGCCCUGCGCCCACCGAGUCCGUGAAGAGCGAGGAUGAAGAUGGUGGCCACUCCCAUGGCAAAGGCAGCGAGGAGAGCAAGGACCACAAGCGCUCCAAGCGCCCGCGCACCAUCCUCACCACGCAGCAGCGUCGCGCCUUCAAAGCCUCCUUUGAGGUUUCCUCUAAACCCUGCAGAAAGGUAAGAGAGACCCUGGCAGCUGAGACGGGCUUGACCGUGCGGGUGGUACAGGUCUGGUUCCAGAACCAAAGAGCCAAG